This is a messenger RNA of Phodopus roborovskii (desert hamster), 1150 nucleotides long. RefSeq names its product glutamate receptor ionotropic, delta-1-like. Lineage: Eukaryota; Metazoa; Chordata; Mammalia; Rodentia; Cricetidae. The record is from RefSeq and is a predicted model, not a curated record. The transcript is spliced from 4 exons. The coding region runs from base 407 to 1150 and encodes 247 amino acids.
UCCUCCGCAGUUCGCUCCUUGCCUGGGCUCAGACACACAGCCAGCCCGGAGCCGCCGCUCGGGCCGGGCCGCCGCCGCCUCUGCCUCUGCCGCCCCCAGAGCCGCUCGAGCCGCUGGAAGCGCCGCCGCCACAGCCGCGGGCCGCCCCCGCCGCGCCGGCCUGGGCUCGGGCUGCGAGCGCCGCCGCAACCGCAACCGGAGCCGGCGCGGGAGCCCGAGAGCACUGGGCUGGGCUGGGCUGGGGCGGGCGCAGGGCGCAGGGGCGGGAGCGCGGGGGAAGACGCACGGGCGGGCUCGGCUCUCCCGGGGAGCGGCCCGGGACUGCACCGGGACCCGCGCCUCCCCGCUCCGCGCUGCCCUCGGCCUCGCCCCGGGCCCGGGCGGAUGAGCCGUGCGCCCGGGGGACAUGGAAGCGCUGACGCUGUGGCUUCUUCCCUGGAUAUGCCAGUGCGUUACGGUGCGGGCCGACUCCAUCAUCCACAUCGGUGCCAUCUUUGAGGAGAACGCAGCCAAGGACGACAGGGUGUUCCAGUUGGCUGUAUCGGACCUGAGUCUCAAUGAUGACAUCCUGCAGAGUGAGAAGAUCACUUACUCCAUCAAGGUCAUCGAGGCCAACAACCCGUUCCAGGCGGUGCAGGAAGCCUGUGACCUCAUGACCCAGGGAAUUUUGGCCUUGGUCACAUCCACAGGCUGUGCAUCUGCCAACGCCCUGCAGUCCCUCACAGACGCCAUGCACAUCCCACACCUCUUUGUCCAGCGCAACCCUGGGGGUUCACCACGUACUGCCUGCCACCUGAACCCUAGUCCUGAUGGUGAGGCCUACACACUGGCUUCGAGACCACCCGUCCGUCUCAAUGAUGUCAUGCUCAGGCUGGUGACAGAGCUGCGCUGGCAGAAGUUCGUCAUGUUCUAUGACAGCGAGUAUGAUAUUCGUGGGCUCCAAAGCUUUCUGGAUCAGGCCUCAAGGCUGGGCCUUGACGUCUCUUUACAAAAGGUGGACAAGAAUAUCAGUCACGUGUUCACCAGUCUCUUCACCACCAUGAAGACAGAGGAGCUGAACCGCUACAGGGACACGCUGCGCCGUGCCAUUCUACUGCUUAGCCCACAAGGGGCUCACUCCUUCAUCAAUGAGGUAGGUCAUGGGAGCUGA